AUGCUGAAGGAGCUAAUGGGGUCGGCUCUAGGAAAAGACCCGCAAUUACUUGUUGCUCGUGCAGCCAAGGACAACCAGGGCCACGAGGAGACCCGGGCCAAGAUGGGCAGCCAGGGAAUCAGAGGGGCUGUCGGGAGCCGCGGUGACGAUGGAAGCACUGGGCUUAUGGGGCCGCAGGGUCCGAAGGGUGAUUCGGGGAUGCCGGGCGGAUGCGGGCAUUGUCAGGAGAAAAAGCCCGAGAAGCCGGCGGCAGACAUUCAACCGGCUGGUUAUGAUUAUGGAGUUGCGGCGGCUCCACCAAGCCGAGCACCACCCGCCCCGAAACAAAAGAAGCAUCGCGGCCAUCACCCACGGGCACGGAAUUGCACAGCUCUACCACUCUCCCAUCGGCAGCGAAGGAUACUACGCAGAUUGCGGCGGUUGUUGUGCGGGCGACGCUUGCCGCAGACGUGGAAUACUGUACUUUGUCUUUUGUCAAUCCACAUGUACCUCACCGUACCCGUCAUUUUUGCUGCCGGAAUUAUUGAAUGCGAGCUGAAGGGGUUGUUUCGACCUUUUAAAGAAUUGCAAGAGCGCGGCAUUUUGCUGGGCGAAAUCGACGAGGACGUGUUUGAUGUGUUCUAUGCAAAUGAGGACGCCGAAUUGGAC
Molecule: messenger RNA, 648 nt
Organism: Mesorhabditis spiculigera
Lineage: Eukaryota; Metazoa; Nematoda; Chromadorea; Rhabditida; Rhabditidae
Source: the annotation of a GenBank genome assembly